AUGGUGGAAGCAUUGUUGAGCAGAGGAAUUGACGCAGACAGCCAGGACUGUGACGGUUGGACAGCUCUGUCGUAUGCGACUUCUACACCGUCGGAUCACAAAAAGUUAGGAGACAAAGCCCUAGUUAAGCAAAUUCUUGAGUCUGGGAAUAAUCCAAAAGCUCACGAUUCACACAUCAAGAGCUCCUUGGCGGCGACCACACGCCGUGAUUACGAGGGCAUUGUGAAACUACUUUUGCAGUAUAUGGCGAACCCAGACACGGUUAACGUUAAUUGGGGAGGAUGGAAACCAUUGAUGGUCGCAGCAGCAACAGGAUGCGGGAAUACAGUUCGAUUACUGCUCGAUACGGGAAAUGUAAACCCCAAGCGCCGGGAUGAGACUGGCCACGACCAAAUCGCGGUACUUCUCUCGAGUCCUAUAAUGGAGACCAACGUGACCAUCAAUGAAGCUGUCUGCACCACAGACCAGCUGGAGAACGCUCCUCUCAUUGCUUCUCGUGCAACAGGACCACAAGAAAGGUGA
Molecule: messenger RNA, 522 nt
Organism: Aspergillus eucalypticola CBS 122712
Lineage: Eukaryota; Fungi; Ascomycota; Eurotiomycetes; Eurotiales; Aspergillaceae
Product: ankyrin repeat domain-containing protein
Exons: 1
Coding region: 1-522 (173 amino acids)
Molecular function (GO): protein binding
Source: RefSeq, a predicted model, not a curated record